AUGCUGCACUUCUCUUCUGAUGCAGUGUCUCCCUCUGUGUUUCUUAGCCAAACACCUGAAAUGGACAGCACCAUAGACAGUCAUGCAAAGAAGGAGUUUGUCAGUGUGUGGGUACAAGAUCCCCAGCUGCACAAAGAGGAUUUCUGGCACAUGUAUUUUGACUAUGACAUCUGUCUCCAUACCAACAGCAUGUGUUUCUGUAAGAAGAGGUCCAGUGUGAGGAGGCGGUACAGUGAGUUUGUCUGGCUCCGGCAGAGACUGCGGAAUAACGCUUUGCUCAUACAUUUGCCCAAACUGCCCCCUGCCAAUCCUUUCUUCAGUCUCAACAAUGUGUACCAUGUGACCCAGCGGAUGCAGGGACUGCAGUAGUUUCUGGAAGAAGUGUUGCAGAUCCCCCUGCUGUUGUCUGACAGCUGUCUUCACCUGUUUCUACAGUCCCAACUGAGCAUCACCAGUAUUGAUGCAUGUGUCCAGGGCCGGACUCGCUACACUGUAGCCCAGGCCAUCCAACGGUGUGGUAUAAGAAGCCACCAAAUUCAUCACAAACGAGGGGGAAAUGACUUGGUCGAUGGGGACGCCGCCUGUGUCAAGUUGACCUUUUCAGGGCGAUGGUGGGCGGCGUCCCCAGGGCUCCGCUCCGGUCCCCUGCCGGAUGCUGAGCGACACCGGUCUGCUCCACUCAAACACAAAGUCGCGCCGGACGUCUAUAUCGCACUGUCGCCUCAUUGA
This is a messenger RNA of Electrophorus electricus (electric eel), 729 nucleotides long. Lineage: Eukaryota; Metazoa; Chordata; Actinopteri; Gymnotiformes; Gymnotidae. The record is from RefSeq and is a predicted model, not a curated record.